This is a messenger RNA of Amaranthus tricolor (Joseph's coat), 2990 nucleotides long. RefSeq names its product phosphatidylinositol/phosphatidylcholine transfer protein SFH12-like. The transcript is spliced from 11 exons. The record is from RefSeq and is a predicted model, not a curated record. Lineage: Eukaryota; Viridiplantae; Streptophyta; Magnoliopsida; Caryophyllales; Amaranthaceae. The coding region runs from base 691 to 2400 and encodes 569 amino acids.
CCGCGGUGUAUUUGAUAUUGGUUGUUGAGCUGAGCACUUCUCUCUCAUGUAACCUGUAGCCAUGGCGAUAAGACAGGGAGAACAACCAUUUCGUCAAUAUUUCUCACCAUUUUCGCCCAUUUACACUCUUCUCUCUCCCUUUUUUCUCCUUUUUUUGCAAUUUUUAUUUUAUUUUUUAUUUUUUUCCAGAGGUAUGCUGUGUUGUGUCAUCCUACCUGUUCUCUGUCUUCAAUUUCUCUAUUAUUGAACUUGAAAAUCCCAUGUUCUUCAUAUUAUUGUUCUUCUCAUCAUUGCCCGAAUUUUCAUAUGGAAACAAAUGGAUUAGAUUCUUAUAGAUAGUAAUAAUUCCUUUUUCUCUUAAUUUACAUUGAUUUGUUUGAUUUAUCUAUACUUGAAUGAAUCCAGAUUGUGGGUUUUCAUUAGAUUGUAAUUAAUACUACUAAAUUAGGAGAUCAAUUAAUAAUUUAGGGUAAUUUUAUAUUGGGUGUUAUUAUAUAAUGCAUUAAUUGAUAAUGAAGUGCAUUAUUAUGUUUAUUGAUAUAUGAAUAUGAAUAAUUGUUGUUCGUUAAAAAACUUGUUUCUGUUACAGGAGUUUUGUAGCGGCUUCUUCAUCAACCAAAUUUCUUAUAACGCAUCAGGGUUGUCCUCCUCUUUUGCUGUUCCUCCUGGAUCAUUCUCCUUCUUAACACCAUGGCUGAUACUCCGGUAAACUACCGAGCUGUAGACAUGGAUAACUUAGAUGAUGAGAAAAAGAAUGCUGCUGCGGGUUCUUUUAAAAAGAAGGCAAUGAGUGCUUCUAACAAGUUUAAGAGCUCAUUUUCAAGGAGAAGGAGGAGCAGCAAGGUCAUGUCUGUCGAUUUUAUAGAUGUUCACGAUGCUGAGGAAGCACAAUCUGUUGAUUCUCUCCGCCAAACUCUUGUAUCGGAAGAUAUGUUGCCUCCAAUGUUUGAUGAUUAUCAUAUGAUGCUCAGAUUUCUGAAGGCAAGGAAAUUUGAUAUUGAGAAGACAAAACAAAUGUGGAGUGACAUGCUUCAGUGGAGGAAGGAAUUUGGUGCUGACACUAUCAUGGAGGAUUUCGAGUUCAAUGAAGUCAAUGAAGUCCUGGAGCAUUAUCCUCAAGGACAUCAUGGAGUCGAUAAGGAUGGCCAACCUGUGUACAUCGAGCUUCUCGGCAAAGUAGAUGCUACCAAGCUGAUGCAAGCCACAACCAUUGACAGAUAUGUCAAGUAUCAUGUCAGGGAAUUUGAAAGGACCUUUGCAGUAAAGUUUACGUCUUGCUCAAUCGCUGCCAAGAAGCACAUAGAUCAAAGUACUACCAUAUUGGAUGUGUCUGGAGUGGGGCUGAAACAAUUCAACAAAGCUGCCAGAGACCUGAUUGGUCGUCUUCAGAAAAUCGAUGGCGACAAUUAUCCAGAGACUCUAAAUCGCAUGUUCAUCAUAAAUGCUGGUUCUGGAUUUAGACUUCUGUGGAAUACUGUAAAGAGUUUUCUUGACCCAAAGACUACGGCAAAGAUAACAGUUCUUGGCAAUAAAUACCAAAGCAAAUUACUUGAAAUAAUAGAACCAAGUGAGCUACCUGAUUUUUUAGGAGGCACCUGCACUUGCACUGAUAAAGGAGGUUGUAUGCGUUCUGACAAGGGGCCGUGGAAAGACCCAGAAAUACUGCAGAAGGUGCAAAAUGGCAGAGCAACAUGUAAACAAGUUGGAAGCUACCACCAGUGUGAAGAGAAGACAAUAGCAGAGGUAGUGCUGAAUAAUGAGGCAGCCCCAAAAUUGAUUGUUGAACAUCAGCUCCCUCCCAUUAGUGAAGAUGAUUUUAGUAAGGCAGUAAGCCCUAAUAGUUUAGUGGCUGUGGCGGCUGCUAAACCUGCAAUAGAUAAUGCUUGGCAUAAGAUGGGUAAUAAUGAAAGAUAUGCUCUUGUUAAAGCAGCUGAUUGCUACAGCAUGAACAACGGUUUUAAGCCACCAGAAGGAAUCAGCAAUCAGAUAGUGGCUGGUUUGAUGGCUUUUAUUAUGGGCAUAGUCACUAUGGUGAGAUUGACUCGCAACAUGCCCAAGAAGAUGACAGACGCUAAUCUCUAUUCCGACAUGUACUGCUACGAUUCAAUUGCUAAAAGUCCUGGCCAUGAGUUGGCUGUCCCAAGUAUCUCCAACGAUGCAUUCAUGACAGUUAUGAAACGAAUGGCAGCCAUGGAAGAAAAACUCCUCGCAAUGGCUGUGAAACCCGAUGCUAUCACUGAGAAAGAGGAGAUGCUCCAGGUUGCUUCCAAUCGUGUUGAUGCCCUCGAGCACGAGCUUGCAGCGACUAAGAAGGCGUUGGAAGAUGCCCUGUCAAAGCAAGAGGAGCUCUUAGCUUUCAUGGAGAAGAAAAAGAAGAAGAAGAAGCUCUUUGCGUGGUGAAAGAACGAAGACGCUUUAACUAAAAAGCACUGUUCUGGGACCCUUUUGCCUUUGAAAUCUCAAUCAAGAUAACACCGAAGAUUGUUUUAUAUUUCUUUAGUAUCAUAUUUAUUUCUUCCGUUUCCAAGUGUUUGUCUCAUUGCACCAGGGGCGGAUCCAAAGUCAUUCAAUUAUAUUAACUAACAACAUUCAACUUAAAUACAAAAUCAUAUAUAUAUAUAUAUAUAUAUAUAUAUAUAAUAUAUAUAUAUAUAUAUAUAUAUAUAUAUAUAUACACACACACGUUGGUAGAAGAUUUGCUAUGUGAAUGUAUUGACUUGAGUUGAACCCUCUUUAAGCAUAUUGUUUAAAAAUAUUAUUGACAUUAUUUAUUAUUGUAGAUCCGCCCCAGCAUGUAGAUGAAUUCUGAAGUAAAUUCUUAAAAGGAGUUUCACACUUUCUGUGUAGAAUUAGACUGAAAAAUGGAAAUGCAGUCACAGAGGGUUCCCCCUGAUAAUUUUGUGUAAUUAGUGUGACUUAAGCUAUUUCCUCUUUUUCUCACUUCUUACUUCCUUCUCUUUUGUCUUUCUAAACCAUUUUUGUGUUGCUCU